AUGGAUAAGUGGCUGUUAAGACAAAAAAAGUCUUCUUUGAAAGAAACAGUAUUGACUCAGCAUCAAGAAGAGGAUAUUCAUUUGUCCCAAGAGGCAUCUAGCAGUUCCUGUUUUCCUAGCAGUUCCAGCAUUGAUAUUGAUAGUACUGACACUACUGACAGUACUGACCCCAUCGACAGCAAUAGCACUGAUAGAGAUGAUGUUACUGAUGUUGAAGAGAAUCUUCAUCUGUCCCAUAGUGGAAAGAAGAUUGCUCAAAAUACAAUAGGAAAGAUACAAACAGAAAUAAGGGAUACUGAUGUCACAAAUAAAGAAAAUCUUCCAGUGAUGGAUGGCAAUGAGGAUAAGAAUGAUGUUUCAUUGGAAAACAGAAAGACCCAGAAUAGAAGUAAUAGAACAUAUAAAUUUCGACAAGAAUGGUGUGAACUUCCUGAGUUCAGAGGAUGGCUUGUUCGCUCUAGCAUUCCAAGCCAUCAAAAAAAUGUGGAAUUCGGCUAUUGUAAAAUAUGUAGCAAACAAAUUUACCCCAACAAAACAGAUAUAAGGAGGCAUAGUAAAUCAGAUAACCAUCUCUUCAAUAUAAAGGUGAUAACCCAGUGUAAGCCAAUUAUCAGCCUACUGAAACAAAAAUCUAACAGUGUUGAAAAUGCAGAAUUGAAAUUAGUAGGUUUACUUGCAACAAAUAAUUUGCCUUUCAUAUUGAUGGACACUCUUGUCCCUUUAUGUUCUGACAUAUUUUCUGAUUCAGAAAUAGCAAAAAACUUGGCUUGUAAAAGAACCAAAGCUACUGUGGUGUUGAAAGAAGGUCUGGGAAGAAAUUUUCAAGAACAACUUGAUGAAAAAGUCAGAGGUCAAACUAAUUUUUUUUCUCUGAUUAUGGAUGAAACCACAGAUGUGGGUACAAUCAAACAGUGUGCAUUUGCUAUCAUAUUCUUUGAUUCAGAUAAUGUGGUGAAAACAAAAUUUCUAGAUAUGGUGGCAACUGAGAAAGGUGAUGCUGCUAGUCUCUACAGCUGUUUGAGAUCAACAUUAGCCAUACAUAGAAUUCCUUUUGAGAAUAUGGAUUUCCAGCAAUCCAAUAAUUAUAAUUUCGGAUUUCCUAAACUUUCUGGAGUAGAAAAUCAAGAACAGGAAACUCCAAUUGUACAUAGGGGAAACAUUUUUGAUGAUCUUAUCAAAGCAUUCGAAGAUGAUUUUUUUCUCAGAGGAAAUUCAAAAUUAGAGUUGAUUCUUUUCACAGGCGAAAAAGAAUCAGCUGAAGAUUUCGGUGGGGUAUGGAGGGAUGUUCUUUCCGAAUUUUGGCAGACAUUUUACGAAAAAUGUACAAUUGAAACUAUCAUGGAAGUUCCUUCUAUUAGGCAUGAUUUUGGUGAAUUGCAGUGGAAAGCUAUUGCAAAAAUUUUUUUAAACCGAUUUAUAUUAGAGAAAUAUCUCCCCAUUGAAAUAGCUCCAGUUUUUCUCAAAACGUGUUUCAAUCUGAAUGUCAAUGAUGAAGAUCUGAUUGAUGAAUUCUUCAAUUAUAUUUGUGAAACAGAUCGACAUGUUUUUGAGCAAGCUCAAGAAAAUUUUUAUGAAGUUGAUUUAGAUGAAUUAGUUGAAAUUUUCUGUACGUUUGAAUCUAAAUGGAAUCCGAACAAGGACAAUUUCAAGCUUUUACGAAAUAUAGCACACAAAGAACCAAUUCAAAAACCAGCUUAUGUUGUGGAAUGCUUUCAGAAAGAAUAG
This is a messenger RNA of Phaedon cochleariae (mustard beetle), 1725 nucleotides long. NCBI's taxonomy places the organism in Eukaryota, Metazoa, Arthropoda, Insecta, Coleoptera, Chrysomelidae. The record is from the annotation of a GenBank genome assembly.